UCUCACCGCCCCCGAAGAAAGGAAGAAGCAAGUCAAGGAUGGUGCGGAGUCCGAAGAUUGUUCCAAUGCUCCAAGUGACAGUUGCUCGCUAGACGACUUGCUCCUCUUGCGCGGAGAGCAAACAGAGCAAGGUCAUUCGUCUCGACUUGAAGAACUCGAGGAGCUUUUAAAUGCAACGCUGCUUGAUCUAUGAGAAAAGCAUGGCAGGCGAGACGAAGAACGGCGGCGCUUCUGCGAGCGGCUGGAAAGAGCACAGCCGCACAAAGUUGCUGGUCGGGGUGGACCUUUUCUGCCUCUUCUUGGCCGGCCUGCCUUUCUUGGUCAUUGAGACCAGCGCUGUUCAGCCUUACCGUAGAGGGUUUUACUGCCACGAUGAGUCCAUCAAGUACCCGGCCAAAAAUGGAGACACCAUUAGCGAUGGUGUGCUUAGCGCUGCUGGCAUUCUUAUCACCAUCCUCUCUAUCGUCAUUGGAGAGAGCUACAGGAUCUACUUCCUCAACGAAGGAUCGAAAUCAUUUGUGGGGAAUCCCUACAUUUCCGCCCUGUACAAGCAGGUGGGCGUGUUCGUUUUCGGCUGCGCUAUCAGUCAGUCUUUCACCGACAUCGCCAAAGUGUCGGUGGGCCGCCUGCGUCCCCAUUUUCUCGACGUGUGCAAGCCCGACUUCACCACUAUCAACUGUUCCCUGGGCUACAUCGCCGACUACCAGUGUCAGGGGCCCGAGAGCCGAGUCCAGGAGGCCAGGAAGUCGUUUUUCUCUGGACACGCUUCCUUCUCCAUGUACACCAUGCUUUAUCUGGUGUUUUACCUGCAGUCUCGUUUCACCUGGCACGGAGCCCGAUUGCUGCGCCCGCUGACCCAGUUCACCCUCGUCAUGAUGUCCUUCUACACGGGCUUGUCCCGCGUCUCGGAUCACAAGCAUCACCCCACUGAUGUCCUGGCGGGUUUCCUUCAGGGUGCGCUGGUGGCCUACUGCAUUGCGUUCUUUGUAUCAGACUUGUUCAAGGCCAAAGGGAGACGUUGCGCCUUAUCGUCGACUCCCGUGAAAAAAGAGCUCGUUCCUCCGGCGGACAUCAGAGAGAGGAGCAAUCAUCUCAUCAUGGCGUAGCAUGCACUGCAAACUGGCCAUGUAGAAAUCACGACCACAGACACUGGCCCAACAAACUGCGACUGAAUGAACUCCGAGCGUGGAGGGAGCAGACAAAUUAGACAUCUUGGAAGGUUUCCAAAGAUGAGGAAAGGCUGCGUUAGAAAAAAAAAACAAAAAACAACGUUAAAAAGUGCGGAAACGCGCGUGUGUUUCCUGGGUCUCGCUCCAAAAUUCCACGUCGCAAGCGAGAAGACUGUUCGGCCUCCUGGCUCGCGACGGCCACGAGCGCAGCUGACGAAGAGCAGCUGCGUCCAGCGGGGGCGCAAUUAUCCUGCCGCCCGCUCGCCGUGUGGCUCGUGCAAAUGUAAAAACAAAUUCCUUGACUGGAGGAAGGAUGAUGUAUCACUUUCUUUUCUUCUCAUCUUUUUUAUUGUCGAUAUACUAAUUGUAAAGGAAUGUUUGACUUCAAGCACUAUUUUAGCUCAACUCAUUAUUGGCUGUUACCACUUGUGAAGCUUUUGCAAAGCUUUGUAAGCAUUGUUGUAUGUAAUGUUGAUUCAAAAGUGCACAUGGGUUGCAGUAGGCGAAAAGUAUGCAACGCUGUUGUGAUGUGCUUGCAUGUUAGACGUGGGCCUCGUUCUGCUGGUUUGGACGAUGCCCCACUGAGCCAUUUAAUGAAAUGACUGUCACUUACGUGAACCAGACGUGUGUGUGUGUGUGUGUGUGUGUGUGUGUGUGAGUUUGGGUGGAUGUACAUGCUUCUGUCUCCAUGUGGUGUCUAUUUGGGUCAUUUACAUAUAUUUUGAUCAAUAACAGUUAAGAAAAAUCUAUUUUAGCUGUUGUUGUUUUUUUUUGUUUUUUUUCCUAGUCCUAAGUCCUAUUUUCCAAAAAUUGUUGAAAAAAUGUCAUUAGCAUCUUCAGGGGGAAAAAAAAAUCAUCAAAGUUCAUUUGGGACACCUAAUGGGAUCAACAUUUUGGCAUUAAGCAUUUGAAGAAUAUUUAAAAUAUGUUUUUCUUGGAAACAAUUAUGACCUUUUGAUGGGUAACAACUGUCAAUAAUUCAAAUACUCAUAUCAGUAAAAUGAAUUGAUUUUCAAAAGGAAAUUCGGAGGGCUUUACCGUCUUUCCUGUUAUUGAUCAAAUGCUAAUAAAAUGACCCAAAUGUAUUUUAGCGUUUGGAGCCUUCCAAUGUGCGACCAGAGACGGAACACCUGCCGGUGGAGACGAAAACUGUAGAAAACAAGCGUAAUAUGGACCAAACUCUUGCUAAUCCAAGUGAUGAUUCACAUUGCUGGUAAAAUCCUGUGACGACAUACUGUAUCUGACACGGGCCUUAUGUACUUACUGUUUUGAAGAACAAAAGGUACCAAAGCACAAAUUGACAAAACAGAAACCUUUGAACGGAUUUGGCACAUUGUAAAGCACCUUGUAAAGCGUUUCAGCUCGUGAGUUUUUACACAUUUCAAUAAGUUUACAUGCUCUUUUUGAUAGAAAAUAAUACUCUGAACCACUCACUGUAAGCUUCAUCUUAGUUCACGUGUGAAGAGCCAUUUCCUUUCACAAUUGUCUUGAAAACAUAUCUCGCAGAAGUACUAGGGCCCGAUCGAUAUUAAUUUUUUGAGGCCGAUAAUUCCGAUAACCGAUUAAUCGGAAAAACUUUUUAUUUUUUACACACUUAGUGCUCUCAACAAUAAAGACAUGAAUUACAGGCAGAACAAUACUUUGUCUUUACUUUUGCAACAGAGAGUUGCAGAUUUUUGUUCAUUUGAAUGUAUUUAUCUUUCUCUUAUUUUGUAAAGGUGUUUUUUUUUUUAAAUCGGGCAAUUUUUUUUUUUUGCUGAUAUGAAAAGGGCUCAUAUUAACCGGUCGGGCCCUAGUAUAUACAGUGCAUUACUACACAUUGUAUCAUAUGUGUGUCUCUUGUGGAAACGCCCACUAGGACUUUGUGUCUGCACCUGUGUAAAUGUUCGACAUGCUGCUUGAGGAGGCGACCGUCAUUGUGAAUAUUGAGGGCUACAAAAAACAAACAAACAAAAAAAAGCUUCAGUACAUUUCUGUUUAAAGUGCCUUUCAGUAUUUUUGUACUGCCAAUGUUGAAAUGUUGACACUGAAGGAUGUAAAAGUGUCUUGAAUAAAACUCAAAGCUCAAAA
Messenger RNA from Phyllopteryx taeniolatus (common seadragon), 3239 nucleotides. RefSeq names its product phospholipid phosphatase 3-like. Gene Ontology annotation, molecular function: phosphatidate phosphatase activity. NCBI's taxonomy places the organism in Eukaryota, Metazoa, Chordata, Actinopteri, Syngnathiformes, Syngnathidae. The record is from RefSeq and is a predicted model, not a curated record. The transcript has 6 exons. Gene Ontology annotation, biological process: phospholipid dephosphorylation; phospholipid metabolic process; canonical Wnt signaling pathway. Bases 171 to 1106 code for a protein of 311 amino acids.